Drosophila willistoni is the source of this 3206-nucleotide messenger RNA. RefSeq names its product RNA-binding protein fusilli (gene fus). Gene Ontology annotation, cellular component: nucleoplasm; ribonucleoprotein complex. Lineage: Eukaryota; Metazoa; Arthropoda; Insecta; Diptera; Drosophilidae. Bases 88 to 3081 code for a protein of 997 amino acids. Gene Ontology annotation, biological process: regulation of RNA splicing. The transcript is spliced from 9 exons. The record is from RefSeq and is a predicted model, not a curated record. Gene Ontology annotation, molecular function: mRNA binding.
AUAGAGAGUGAAAAAUCUAAACAAAGAUCGAUAAAUUAUUAAACUAAAUUACACGCUAACAUCAUCAUCAUAAUCAUAAUCAUCAGAAUGCAGGUUCCAGAGCGCAUUGUAUCACUAUAUGUAGCCACAUGUGGUCAGAAUGGGCCCGGUUUGGGUUCAGACGAAAAGGAAAUUAUAUUACUCGUCUAUGUUUUGCUGGAUGUGGCAACUGGACAGAUAAUUGGCACCAAACAAAUACUCGUCCGACCCGAAGGUUAUUUCAUCAAAGAUCGGACCAUAUCCAGCUCAUCGGAUAACUCGAAUGCUACCACAAAUCCGGCCUGUUCACCCACAAAUAAUACACCUGCUCCCCUGCUGGCCAUUACGGGGGAUAGCAGCCAAAGCAGUGGGAAUGGUGGAACAGCUCAAAAUGGUAAUUCGAUUAUUAGCACCACUUUGGAAAAUAGUAGCGAACUGAUAUUACCCAUAGCCGAGGCUCAAGCAAAUGGCAAACCCCUAACGGAAGCCAUCGAAGAGUUUGAUGCCUAUUUGAGAUCUCUGUCACUUCAUGAUACUGAGAUCAAGAUAAUCACCGAUGGCCAAUUGCCAUUGCGUCAGUGUCUACAUCGUGAGGCCUGUGCCAAAGAUGUCGAACUUCCAUCAUAUUAUAAUAAAUUCAGUGAUCUGCGCAAAGAAUUUGUGCGCUAUAAAUCGGGAGAUCUAUCUAGAGCUCUUGUCCCGGUUAAGGAUAUUAAAAAGAUGCUCCAAUCGCCAGUUAUGCCCAUGCCGCAAUCAAUUGGUGAAAUGCUGAAUGAGCUCAAUACAACCUCUGUGGAGGAUAAUGACUUUUAUAUACGCGAAUCUCGCGAUAUGAUCACUGUGAUUCAAACAUUGCUCCAGGCGGGUCAUGUAUUUGCCACAAAUGAAUUGGUUAACUUAGUACUGGAACCUGGAAUUUGCUCAAUUGACGACGAAAUCGACGGGAAUUGCAUUGUGCGAGCUCGUGGUUUACCCUGGCAGAGCAGCGAUCAGGAUAUAGCCAAAUUCUUUUGUGGUCUAAACGUUGCCAAGGGCGGCGUUGCUUUGUGUUUAUCACCGCUGGGCAGGCGCAACGGUGAGGCAUUGAUACGUUUUGUCUCUCAGGAGCAUCGCGAUAUGGCAUUAAAACGCCACAAGCAUCACAUUGGAGCACGUUACAUUGAAGUGUAUCGUGCUUCUGGUGAGGAUUUCCUUGCCAUAGCUGGCGGUGCCUCCAAUGAGGCUCAGGCCUUUCUUUCCAAGGGGGCCCAAGUGAUUAUAAGGAUGCGUGGUUUACCCUAUGAUUGCACUGCCAAGCAAGUGCUGGACUUCUUUACCACGGGCGAUUCACCGUGCAGUGUUUUAGAUGGCACUGAGGGUGUAUUAUUUGUCAAGAAACCUGAUGGAAGAGCUACAGGAGAUGCAUUUGUUUUGUUCGCUUUGGAGGCAGAUGCCCCCAAGGCAUUGGGAAGGCAUCGAGAGUCGAUUGGUCAGCGUUAUAUAGAACUGUUCCGUUCGACUACGGCCGAAGUGCAACAGGUACUUAAUCGUUCGAUGGAUCCCAAGACCUAUGAGGCCAACAAUAGUCACAGUCAGCCACCGUUGAUAGCCCAAUUGCCGCAGAUGCAGUUGCCUUUGCUGCCGCAGGUGGGUGCCAUAGCCAUUGCUGGCCAUGGCCAUGCUAAUCCACUGUGCCCCAUUCCACCUCCGCAGCAUCUCAUCACCUCGGGCACAAUAAAGAACUGCAUUCGUCUGCGGGGAUUGCCCUAUGAGGCCAUGGUGGAGCACAUUCUGCAUUUUCUCGAUGACUUUGCCAAGCAUAUUAUCUAUCAGGGUGUCCAUAUGGUAAUCAAUGCCCAGGGUCAACCCAGUGGCGAGGCUUUUAUACAAAUGGAUUCCGAGGAUUCGGCUCGCCUGUGUGCCCAGAGGAAACAUAAUCAAUUCAUGGUCUUUGGCAAGAAGUUUCGCUACAUCGAGGUCUUCCAGUGCUCCGGCGAUGACAUGAAUAUGGUGUUGAAUGGUGGCCUGGCAUCGCCAGUGGGUGCCCCACAGCCCACUCAUCUCGGCCAUGCCCACAAGCAGCCGUCGCUGCUCUCUCCGGGUAUGUUAGCUCAGCCGCCGCCGCCACCAGCCGGCGCCCAGUCGGCCAUCUCCAGUUCCCACUCACACACUCCACAUUCACACUCACACUCACAUACGCAUGCGCACGUUCACGCUCAGGCCCAAGCUCAGGCCCAGGCUCAAGCCCAGGCUCAAGCCCAGGCUCAGGCCCAGGUUCAAGCUCAGGUUCAUCAUGCCCUGCAAACGUCUCCAGUGGCUUCCGUUCUGCCUCCUCUAACGGCUUCGUCAUCGGCCAAUAGUUUGUCCCAAUUCAUUCAACCUCAGUCCGCUGCUGCAGCCGCCGCCGCCGCCGCUGCCCACUCUUCGCUUCAAAAUGCUGCAGUUCAGGCCAUGUCUCAGGCUCCACCUGGCUAUCCCUUCAGUCAUCUAUCACUGCCGCCACCCACUUCUCAGUCCAUGGCCACGACCAAUCCCGUACUGCUAGCCCAACAGCAGGCUCAAUUUAUUGCCCAGCAGAGUCUGUUGGCUCGCCAACAGGCGGCAGCUGUUGCCGUUGCCGAGCAGCAGCAACAGCACCAUCAACAGCAACAAUUAUAUGCGAAUGCAAUGUUGCAACCUUAUCCCCUCUAUGCCAUGCAACAUGCUACCGCAGCAGCUGCCGCUGCGGCGGGUCAACCACAAUUUGUGGUGAUGCAACGACCCUCCUAUCUGCAGCCCUUUCCCCUGGCGGGAUAUAUGCCGGCAGCAGCAGCGGCAUCAGCUGGUCAAGGCUAUCCAUUCGCAGCCGGUGGAGCAGGCGGUGCCGCCGCUGCCUCAGCGGCUGCCGUUGCGGCCGGGGGAGUUGGAGGUACGGCCGCCUCGUCGGGAGCAGCUGCUGCCUUGGCCCAGUCUAUGAAACGAUCCUAUGAUAAUGCCUUUCAGCAGGAUCAUGCUGCAGGAGCAGCAGCUGCUGCCAGUGCAGCCAAAAGAGCUCUCACCCGACCACAAAGUAGUGUCUAUUCCUACUACAAUCCCGGCAUUUAAAUAAAGAGGAGGGCACAUAUCCAUAGACUAGAAUAACGACAACAAAAAGUCGCUAAAAUCAAACUCCAAGCACUUCAAGCACAUUCCAUUCAAAACGUUUCGCAGUGAGUGGGCUAACAGUUUUA